AGAUCUCAAAGAAGAAGAAGAAGAGUCAGCAGGAAUCUAUCAGAGACUGAAACAUGAAAGUCCAUCCCGGUUUGAUCUGCUUCUUCUUCCUCUCUCUGCAGGAUGGAAACAUUGGUUUCAUCAGUGCCCAAACAUAUUACCAUACAGUAACUGAGGGAGGACAGACAGAACUUGAAUGCCCGUCUUCCUCAGCUUCCAGUAGAAAGUUCUUCUGCAAAGAAACCUGCAAACAAGAGGACAUCCUGAUAGACACAGAAGAGGUCAGCGCUCAGAGCGGCAGAUACAGCAUUGGACCGAGGAAAGGACAAACUUCAUCAGGAGAUGUUUUUGUGAACAUUUCAAAUGUGACCAAGUCUGACUCAGGACUGUACAGGUGUGGUGUGGUUCGAUCUUUAUCAUCAGCUACAUAUGUGAAAACUGAGAUCAUUGUUGUAGACGCGCUGCUGAAUGAGGACAGGAGAGAGACACACACUCUGUAUGCAAGGAAUGGAGGAAAUAUUAAAGUAGCAUGCUACUUUUCUUCUUCGUUUUUCACUGUGAGACGAGCAUUCCUGUGCAGAGGAGAAAAAUGUUUUGUUCUUACCACCAAAACAGAUGAUGACACACGUCAGAGAGGCAGACACACCAUCAGAUAUUUAAAAUUUAAUACUGGAGCAUCUGUGUAUGUGAGCAUCUCCCAGCUGAACAGGUCUGACUCAGGACGGUACAGGUGUGGUCUGGAGAGACCUAGGGUUCUGGAUCUUGACCGAGAGUUUAAGGUCAAUGUUACAGACGAGUCUCCCACUGCAGAACCGAACUCAGAAACCUCAACGUCAGUUCCACCGAACAAACAUGCAGCAUCCCCUGAAACCACUGAGCAGUCUGGGACAUCAACCACGGAUAUACUGCUGUAUGUGGGACUCACUCUGGUCGCUCUGGUUGUCCUCUUCUCUCUGGCUUUGCUGAUUUUCUGCAGGAGGAAGUCUAUGAAACCAAAAGAAGCUCCUGAGGAAACAGAGUACGCUAACGUCUCAGAGAUCAAACAAGCCAAAUACACAAAACCAAAUGAGAUUGAUAUCAGCAGUGAUUACAGCUCCAUCCCUGGACCCAAGUCUCAGCCUACAGCUGAAGACUCCUCGAGCAAACUCACCUACUCUGAGUUGAAUUUCUCUGAUCGGGCUUCCAUUUCGCUCAGCAGCGCCCCCCAUGGACACCCUGACACCGUUAUCUACUCCACGCCUCGCUAGAAGAAACUCUGGUGUCAAUGAUGUCAACAAUGACUUCCUGUGACUUUGUACAAUGUCACCACAUUUCCCCCUUUCUUUUAAAAUGAACAGUUGACUGAGAAAAUGUAGACUCAACAUUUUGCUCCAUGCUAGCGCUACUUUUAUAUAUUUUAAGUAUUCUGUCUGUAAUUAUGUUUUGUAUUGUAGAAGUAGUAUUAGUACAAGCAGGUUAGAGCUGAGACAAUAAUGUGUGUAUGUUUUUUGUGUUAAAGUUACUGUGAGGAGUUUUUAAUAACAGUGACGCUUCUAUACCCCCCCCCCCAAAAAAAAAAACAAGACCUUUAGAGACCAGAUUUUAUAUCUGUGGGUGAUUGUUUUAAAGUCUGUGUUCAUUGUCAGAGGGGUAGGUUUCAGAUCCACUAACAGCCUCUUCAAGAAACAGCCUUGUUUACUUUUUUCAGACCUAAUAUUUGCAAUGAGUGAUACAUUUACUUGUUAAAAGAAAGAAGGAGGAGAUUUUUUGACCACUUAGAUAUGUAGGAAACCCUUGCUUCAAAUGUAUGGCUCACAGUUUCCUUGAUUCCUUGAUCUUUCUGAUUUCUGUACACGCUGUAGCCGGUUAGUUGAGAGGAGACUUUUUGAAUGCUGCGGCACAUAAAGCUAAAAACACAAGUAACACAAGGAAGAACUAAAAUCAUGGACAUGGUUUUAAUUAAACAGUAGUUAUGAAUGUUGUCACCUGGCACCAACAGGAUGUGAAAAGAGAGGUUGUUUAAAGUUUGAAUGUAGAAAAAUAUAUUUUUGUAAUGCUUGUUUGCUAUUUAAAAUACAUAAAAUAAGAUAUAGUGAUCUUCAUCUGGUGGAAGUAUUUGAAUAAUCCACAAAAAGUCAGAUACCAACUCCACACUGUAAAAAAUACUUUGUUAGAACGAUUAAAAGUGAAGCUUUGAAGCUGUAACUUCUGCACUGUUAAAUAUUCUGUUAAGUUUUUUAUUCGUCCUGCAUUUAUAAAAGCAGGACUUCACUGUAGAGGAUUUGGUUUGAAGCUCAUUUUGAAAUGUUAUUUAAAGGAUGCUAAAAUGCCAUUUGUUUUUUUAUGAAUCUUAAAACAGUGACAAUGACCCACAGCUCAGGGUGGGACCAUCACGAUGCUUGCAAGAUUCUUGUGAACUGUAUUGAAAUAAAGAGCACCGGAUAUGUGCUGACUGUG
This is a messenger RNA of Notolabrus celidotus (New Zealand spotty), 2415 nucleotides long. RefSeq lists its product as uncharacterized. Gene Ontology annotation, cellular component: plasma membrane. NCBI's taxonomy places the organism in Eukaryota, Metazoa, Chordata, Actinopteri, Labriformes, Labridae. Bases 54 to 1226 code for a protein of 390 amino acids. Gene Ontology annotation, molecular function: transmembrane signaling receptor activity. The transcript is spliced from 8 exons. The record is from RefSeq and is a predicted model, not a curated record.